Molecule: messenger RNA, 1134 nt
Organism: Rhododendron vialii
Lineage: Eukaryota; Viridiplantae; Streptophyta; Magnoliopsida; Ericales; Ericaceae
Exons: 4
Coding region: 74-862 (262 amino acids)
Biological process (GO): rRNA base methylation
Cellular component (GO): cytoplasm
Molecular function (GO): rRNA (uridine-N3-)-methyltransferase activity
Source: RefSeq, a predicted model, not a curated record
ACAUUUCUCUCUCUUAUAAAGUUUGGAGGCUUCAACUACAUUUCUAUAAUAUAUUGAAAGAUAGACGAGAGAGAUGGGUAAGAAGAAGAAGAAAGUGAGAUGGAUAAAACACUACAACAGUGCCCAGAAGAUACUUUUGGUGGGGGAAGGGGACUUCUCAUUUUCAGCAUGUUUAGCCAGAGCUUUUGGCUUUGGACGAAAUAUGGUUGCCACUUCCCUUCAUUCCAAACGUUUGCUAGCAGAGAAGCACUGGAGCAGUGUAGAACACUUGGAGGAAUUGGAGAGCUUGGGAUGUCUAGUACUGCAUAAAGUUGAUGUUCAUAAGAUGAGCUUCCAUCACAAAUUAAAACACAGGGAAUUCGACGUUGUAGUUUUUAACUUCCCUCAUGCUGGCCAUUUUUCUGGCUACACCGAAAAAGAUGAAGAGCUAAUUGAGUUGCACAAGGAUCUGUUGAGGGGGUUCUUCAAUAGUGCCAGAGGGAUGCUGGUGAAGGAAGGCGGUGAAGUCCAUGUCACCCACAGGGAUGACUAUCCUUACAACAAAUGGGAAUUGGAAGUGCUUGCAGCUGAAUCAGGUUUCUGUCUGAAAGAGAGAGUGAGGUUUGAGAAGAGAGAUUAUCCAGGUUACCAUAACAAGAGAGGAGGUGACAUCAACUGCAACAAGACAUUCCCUCUCAAGUCUGAGUGCUUUACUUUCAAAUUCUCUCUCCAAAUGGAAAACGUACUCGAGAUCAGCUGCAAUAGAAUAAGGAGCAUGACCUUGAACGAAUUUGAAGAAAAUUCUGGUGGGAAUACCGGAGGAUCGGUAUCUAAGAUUGCAGAAGGGAGUGAGGCAGGUGCAAAGACAGUUUUUGGUGAAUGAUUCUCCAAAGAGAUUUGAUGUGUUUCAUAUGAUAAUUCACUCGAUUUGGCUGAGAAGAUUGAAUUUUGCUGUUUAUAUGUAGUUGAUCAAUUUGAAAGCAGGAAAUUAUUUUGUUGCAUCAUGUAACAUUAGGACCAAUUUACAAGAUCAAAAUCGCCAUCUCGAUAAUUAGUUAAAAGUUAUUCCAUGAAAACAAACGCUUUGGGACCCAAAUGAGUUCGAAUCAUUACAUAUGGCUCCGUGAUCUGUAUCUAGACAACUACACUCGCAUU